UAGAAGAUCUAGUUAUGUCAAAUUUUACAAUGUUGGACAAAACUAAGACAUUAAAUAAUGAAACAGUAAAACUUGUCAUCAAGGAUGUGGCAAACUUUCAUGCCAUGUCGUAUGUGUUGAGAAACAAAGAACCAAAAACGUUGGACAAACUUUUGGAAUCGUUGGUGAAUCCUAUGUUCGAUCCAAAGAAUAUUGCACAAUCUCAGAUAUUUUUCCAACAAAUUGCAAGAGAUGUGAUAGAAAUAUGUCAUAGUAGUAAAUAUAGGAAUGUCAUCAGUGAUAUCAUGCAAAAUAUAAUCACACCUUGGAAGAAAUUAAUCUCAAGUGAUAACGGUUCAAAAUACAGUGUUAUUCAACACGGAGAUUUAUGGACUAACAAUAUUAUGUUUCAAGUUCAGAAUAACCAACCAACUAAGUGCAUAUUUUUAGAUUAUCAAAUGUCUCGUGAAAGUCUACCAGUUUCCGAUAUCCAUUACUUCAUAUUUAAUUGCACAGACUAUGAAACAAGAUCCAAACACUACCAUGAAUGGAUGGAUUACUAUCAUUCGGAAUUGGAUAGACAUUUAAAUCAUUUCGGUCUCAAAGCUAACUACAUUUAUCCUAGAGAUAAAUUCGAUGCUGACCUGAAAAGAUACGGCAAAGCAAUGUUGGGUGGGUCAUUUUUUGUAUUAAAUAUAACAUUGAGAGAAGCACAAGAAGCAGGUGAUUUGGUAAUUGAAGAUAGCGAAGACGGUACCGAACAAGUACCGAAAUUUAAAAUGGGAGCUAUUAGAGAAAAAACUCAAGAGACUAUAAAGAAUCGAAUUGAAGGACUUAUCGAAAGUUGUUUUGAAUUUGGUUAUAUGAAUAAGAAUCUACUUUCUUAAGAAUUUUAAUUAAAUUAAAUUGUAGUUUCUACCUCA
Messenger RNA from Papilio polytes (common Mormon), 902 nucleotides. RefSeq lists its product as uncharacterized. The record is from RefSeq and is a predicted model, not a curated record. The transcript is spliced from 2 exons. The coding region runs from base 15 to 866 and encodes 283 amino acids. NCBI's taxonomy places the organism in Eukaryota, Metazoa, Arthropoda, Insecta, Lepidoptera, Papilionidae.